CAUCAGCCCCGUUGUAGUGCAGUGUGCAAAACUUACGUCUGGUUGGCGUGGGGCGGGAAACGCCUUCCAGAGGGGGGAAACAAAACGGGCGCGCGGUCGGUAGCCAGCCACGGCUUCCCGGAGUGCUGUCACGCGUGUGCCUCCCAGCAACCGCCAGAAUGCCAAACUGGGGAGGUGGCAAGCGAUGUGGGGUGUGCCAGAAGACGGUGUACUUUGCCGAGGAGGUCCAGUGUGAGGGCAACAGCUUCCAUAAAUCCUGCUUCCUAUGCAUGGUCUGCAAGAAGAAUCUGGACAGCACCACUGUGGCCGUGCACGGAGAAGAGAUCUACUGCAAGUCUUGUUAUGGCAAGAAGUAUGGGCCAAAAGGCUAUGGCUUCGGGCAGGGCGCAGGAACCCUGAGUAUGGACAAGGGGGAGUCUCUGGGCAUCAAGCAUGAGGAGGCCCCCGGACAUAGGCCCACCACCAACCCCAAUGCAUCCAAGUUCGCCCAGAAGAUUGGUGGCUCUGAGCGCUGUCCCCGAUGCAGCCAGGCGGUCUAUGCUGCGGAGAAAGUGAUUGGUGCCGGCAAGUCCUGGCAUAAGUCCUGCUUCCGCUGUGCCAAAUGUGGCAAAGGCCUUGAGUCGACCACCCUGGCAGACAAGGAUGGGGAGAUCUACUGCAAAGGAUGCUAUGCUAAAAACUUUGGGCCCAAAGGUUUUGGCUUUGGACAAGGAGCUGGUGCCUUGGUCCACUCAGAGUGAGCCUCCGCUGCCUGUGUACCCUGCCUACUCCUGUGCUUUUUGUCGUCAGUCCCUGCCCAGAAGCCUUGGACACCUCCAAGAUUCUCUCUCUCACUCAGCCCUGGCACACAGCACUAAUGUUGGACUUGGGUAUCUGGCUUCUUUUGGUUUAGGGGUCUGCCUGAGCUCCUACCCCACUAAGGGCUUCCUUCUGCCUGGCAUUUGAUACCACCACCUUUAGGAGACACCUGUCACCCCUUUAGAGAGAACAGGUUCCUCUUCCUACGCUUCACCCCCACAGACCAAAUGUCCACCCUCUCCUGGCCAGGACACCAGAACCCAUGUCCUUGGAGCCCAGACCUGGCGGGAGGGGGAGGCAGGGCCAGGAUUGGCCUGGGGAAGGCAACAGUUUAUUGUAUUCCCAGAGAGUCUCAUCUAGGAAGGAAGCUGAACUUCUUAGUGCCCUUCAGAAUAAACCUGAGGCUUCUCAGUUAGGGGAGUCCCGUUGGGAGGCAGAGAUGUGCAGACAAGGUUGUGGACCACAGGAAGGAGCUCUUUCUUUGGGCUCUUGCCUUCGAAAGUGGAAUGGGUAUUAUCCCACUUGGGAAUGGAGAAGCACCCAGGUCAGAGGACCCCACAAUCUGGAGGUUGCCUGACUCCCUUAGGCAUCAAGUUCCCUGUUUGAUGGGGAAGGGGAGAGCCUAAUGAAAUACUUUGAACAUGCAUUCACAUUUAUUGUGGAAUAUAAGAGAAUGGUCAGCUUUGGUCCUAACCCUGGGUCUGGUGGCUGGAAUGGACAGUUUCUCUCUGUGCCAACAUAGCCCAGGGUAGUGCUUUGUUCUCGCUGCUCCUAACAGUUCAUCUAAUGUGGAGGGAGACGGAGGUAGCGUGCCUUCUUGUAACACCCUUUCCCUCUGCCUCCAGCCCUCACUCCCCUUCACCUCAGACCCAGACCCUGCCUCUUCCAUCCCACCCUUCUCUUAGGGACCUUCACUAGCUUCCAGGCCCCAAGGUCAGGUACACAGGGAGGAAGGGGAAGGGCUGGGCCUUGAUGCUCCCAAGGGACUGAAGGGACAACACUGUCUGCAGGCAUUUGCUGUAGGCAUGGGCUGUGCGGAAGCUGAUUUCUCAUCUGGUCAAUAAAGCAGUUUAGAACAGAA
Molecule: messenger RNA, 1879 nt
Organism: Alexandromys fortis (reed vole)
Lineage: Eukaryota; Metazoa; Chordata; Mammalia; Rodentia; Cricetidae
Gene: Csrp1
Product: cysteine and glycine rich protein 1
Exons: 6
Coding region: 159-740 (193 amino acids)
Biological process (GO): muscle tissue development; sarcomere organization
Cellular component (GO): cytoplasm; Z disc; nucleus
Molecular function (GO): structural constituent of muscle; actinin binding
Source: RefSeq, a predicted model, not a curated record